UGUGGACGGAAGACUUGUAUAAGUUGUAUGGUGCUUUUAAAUAUCUAAUAUCUCAACCUUGUAAACUUCACAUCCCUCUUCAGUUUUCUUCUUCACAGCCCUCUUCAGUUUUCGUCUUCUUCUCUCUAACCCCCCCACAAACGAUGGUUUCCAAGUUCAAGAGGCCCUGCAACUUGAUCGAGCCAGCUGCCCAUAAGCUGGGCAUCAGUGAUAAAACCAGCCAUGGGAGCUCAGUGGCUGUUGGAUUGGGAAUCCUUGUACAGAAUUCACAAAGAAAUAAGACAAAUAUCAUUGAGAAAUCUGCAUUAAGACUGAGCCAAUCCACAACCUGCAGCUCCCUCGAGCAAUUCUCUUGCUUUCUUAAAACAUGUCACUUAUGCAACAAGGGAUUAAGCCUUGAUAGAGAGGUCUACAUGUACAGAGGUGAUCUAGGUUUUUGCAGCAUAGAGUGCAGGAACAGACAGAUUGUUAUUGAUGACAUGAAGGAAUUAGAGGCUUCUACCAAGCAAAUGAUAACAUCCUAUAGGCGUGGCCUAUAUCGUUGCAGCCUUACUAAGAGUAGUAAUGCUAACACUAGUAGGCGUGGCUCUCGCAACACUAAUGUUUUUGAAGAUGUACAUCUGCAACAGGAGAAAACCAGACAUCAAAGAAAGAUAUUUGUACUUUAGACAUAUGCAUAUAUAUAUAUAUAUAUAUAGUUUAAUUUCUCUUUUGAUCUUUUUCAUUCUCUUGUUAAUUGACACUGCAAAAAAGCAAAGCAGGAGAAAAAUUAAUGGAAUGAGUGGUAAUUGGAUUGUUAUCAUCUUAACUUUGUUAUAGAACAAGAUAGAGGUUAAUUUUUUAACCCAAAAAAGGAGGAAGAUAAAGAUGAAUUAUUAUAAAUUUUGAGGGCAGUUUCUUGAUUUGGAUCCCUUUCUAUU
This is a messenger RNA of Malus domestica (apple), 920 nucleotides long. Lineage: Eukaryota; Viridiplantae; Streptophyta; Magnoliopsida; Rosales; Rosaceae. The record is from RefSeq and is a predicted model, not a curated record.